AUGCAAUACACAUAAUCAAUUGUUAUUUGGGACGAAUGCCAAUGGAUUAACGGACAAUAAAUAAAGCGAGAUCAACGGUAUUUCGAAUUGUCGAGGUGUUGGUUAUGAAUGCGAUUGGGCGGGGGUUGGGAAUGUCGAAUCACUGACAUUUUGUCCGAUGUGAAAGUGAACGGGUUGGAAGACGAUAAAGACCAGAUGAUUAAAACGAUGAACCGGUUGAAUUCUGAUAGGAUAUUCAACCACAGUCUGGCUUCGGCUCUCAACAGGAGAAUUUUAUCACUUCGACUGCACUCUCCCCCUUCCCCGAGAAAAUUAAUUUCUGAUGAUUUGAGAAUUCACUUCAUAAAGAAAUCCCAGAAGAAUACCAGAAUUCUUCAGAUCAAUUUUUCACAGUUGAAGGAAAGAUGAAUAUCGAACCGAUUCGUGCUCAGUUGAAAAAAUACAAUCAGGAUCACCUCCUGGCCUUCUGGGAGGAGCUCACACCCGUGGAGCAGAAAGAUCUGACGGAGGACAUUUUCAACGUCGACCUAGUGGAGACGAACUCGUAUUUCUCUAGAGCAAAUGACUCCUCAAAGAACAACAAUAAAAUCCUGGACGAUGAGAUAAAGCCGAUAGACAGCGAGAGAUGUGGAGUCCUGGACACCUGCUCCGAGAAGCAGCUGAUGGCCUACGAGGAGAGAGGACUGAGAGAAAUUGCUGAUGGAAAGGCUGCAGUGGUUCUGAUGGCUGGAGGCCAGGGUACUCGUCUCGGCGUAACGUACCCCAAAGGGAUGUACGACGUGGGGCUACCUUCGAGGAAAACUCUCUUCCAACUCCAGGCUGAGAGAAUCAGAAGACUCGAGACACUAGCUGAAGAGAAAUGUGGGAGAAAGGGAUCUAUUCCCUGGUAUAUUCUCACGAGUGAGGCGACAGACAGAACGACCAACGAAUUCCUUAAACGUCACGAUUACUUCGGCCUAAAGGAAGAAAACGUCAAAACCUUCAAGCAGUGCAUGAUCCCGUGCUACGAUUUCAAUGGUAAAAUUUUGUUGGAUGAUAAACAUAAAAUCUCGAGGGCUCCUGAUGGCAACGGGGGCCUCUACAGGGCCCUCCAGCAAUCCGGCAUCCUCAAUGACAUGAGGAACAGAGGUAUCCGAAGUGUUCAUGCUCACUCUGUCGACAAUAUCCUCAUCAAAGUCGCUGAUCCUUAUUUCAUUGGGUAUUGCCUUGAGAAUGAAGCUGAUUGUGGAGUUUUAGUAGUGGAGAAGACUGAACCCACUGAAGCUAUUGGUGUUGUGUGCCAGGUGGACGGACACUACAGAGUCGUGGAAUACAGUGAAAUCUCGAAAGAGACGUCAGAACUCCGUCGUCCUGACGGGAGGCUCCUCUUCAGCGCUGGAAAUGUCUGCAACCACUACUUCACCGUCGAAUUUCUUACUGACGUCUCUGAAAAUCACGAGAGAGACCUGGAGCUCCACCUGGCCAAGAAGAAGAUCCCCUUCGUCGACAAAAAAGGGGAGAGACAGGUGCCUACGUCCCCUAAUGGGAUUAAAGUCGAGAAAUUCGUGUUCGAUGUUUUUAAGUACUCGAGGAAUUUUGCUGCCUGGGUAGUGCCCAGGGACAGCCACUUCAGUCCCCUCAAGAAUUCGGAUUCUGCGGGGCAGGACUGUCCGAUCACUGCCAAGAGGGACGUCUUGGCUCUGCAUAAAAAUUGGCUGCUGAAGGCUGGGGUGAAAUCUGUGGUGGGAGAGGUGGAGGUGUCACCUUUGAGGUCCUACAUGGGGGAAAAUCUGGAUAAUGUUAAUGAUGUCAUCCAGGGGCCUAUAAUUUUGGAGUGAAACUCCUCGAGAUAUUUCUAUAACAAUAUUUCAGAGAAAGAAAAAA
Messenger RNA from Fopius arisanus, 1863 nucleotides. It is a transcript of the gene mmy, whose product is annotated as UDP-N-acetylglucosamine pyrophosphorylase mmy. The coding region runs from base 405 to 1817 and encodes 470 amino acids. Gene Ontology annotation, biological process: UDP-N-acetylglucosamine biosynthetic process. Gene Ontology annotation, molecular function: UDP-N-acetylglucosamine diphosphorylase activity. The transcript has 4 exons. Lineage: Eukaryota; Metazoa; Arthropoda; Insecta; Hymenoptera; Braconidae. The record is from RefSeq and is a predicted model, not a curated record.